Molecule: messenger RNA, 2895 nt
Organism: Glarea lozoyensis ATCC 20868
Lineage: Eukaryota; Fungi; Ascomycota; Leotiomycetes; Helotiales; Helotiaceae
Product: P-loop containing nucleoside triphosphate hydrolase
Exons: 5
Coding region: 1-2895 (964 amino acids)
Molecular function (GO): ATP binding; ATP hydrolysis activity
Source: RefSeq, a predicted model, not a curated record
AUGGAUACACCAAGCACAAACCAGAGCGAGCCAGUGACGGAGAGAGAGGGCGAGGGAGUAGCCGUGGUAGGUGAAAGCAGCUCAGGCACACAGGUCGAGAAGGCGAGACAAUCACCCGAAAAGGUCAAAAAGACAAAGUCGAAAAAGAUGAAGGACGCCACGAAGAAGUGCGGCAAGUCGAAAUCAAAGAAGGCCAAAGAGGUUGUGGAGAGUGACAGCGACGAUUCGGACUCAUCGAGCGAUUCAGAAAGCGAAAGUGAAUCAUCGGCCAGCGAUACAGAAGAAGACUCAGAAACAGAGACAGAAAAGGCGAAGAAGAAGAAGCGGAAGGCUAAGAAGAAAGCUAAGCAAAAGAAAGAAAAGGCAAAGGACAAGCGGAAGGCAAAAUCGAAGAAGAAGGCAAAGAAAGAGGACUCGUCCGACUCCGAUUCGGAUUCAUCCUCGGAUUCCGACUCGGAUACUGAGACUACGACGGAGGACGAUGAUGAGGUUCCAGCAGAGACCACCCAGGAUCAGCAGCUGUUACUGCAACAGAUGCUUCAGCAACAGCAGCUUCAGCAGCUACAACAGGCUCGUCUCCCAACAUAUCUUCCUCCUCCAACCCAUCAACUUGGUAGUGGCGCUGCCGGGAGAGCGGCCCAGCUUCAGAGAGCGAGAGCGACAAACGCACUACUCGGUCUCGAUUCUAAAGCUCUAAAGAAAGCGAAGAAGGAGAAGAAGGUCAAGAAGAAGCGGGCAAGCAAGCUAGAGUUCAAGAGAGUCGAUCAGUUGUGGGAUAGCACCAUCCACAAUUACAAGCUCACCGAUACGGCAGAAGAUGAGGAGAGCUCCGAGUAUGACCAGUACCUGUUCAACGUCCGUAGAACAUUUGACUGGGAAGGAAAAUACAAGGCUACCGUGGUUGACAUCAAGAGCAAACUUCUCAAGGAAGCCCUGAACGAGGUCAUGGAUGGUGUCAAGGGCGUCAGUCUAGUUGAAGAAACCCCCAAAGUUGACCCAAACCUCUUGUUCCUCUACCUUGAAGAUCUGCGGCAAUCUUAUAAAGAGCUCAAGAAUGCCAAGGUCACAGUCAAGAAGGGAAAGAAGAAGCAGAAGAAGCGUAACGAGACGAAGCGUGCACAUCUCAAGGUUCUCUUAAAGUAUUUGGAUAAAGACUACGCCUCCACCAAAAAGACUUUGUAUCCUAUGCUCGAGUCUGGUCUGAUCACAUUUGACUUACUCUGGGCACUAUACAAACCCAACACUCUAGCUUUCACCACGACAUAUGGAGCGGUUGACGAACCUCGUGCAUUCAAGAUUGAGCUCGCCGAGAAAGAGUGUAGUUUCAUGAAGGGCGAGUGGUACAGUAUCGAGGGACGUUAUCUUGAGUAUGAUGGCAAAACAUGGGGCAUGGGAACCAUGGACGUUGAUGUCGGAUCAUUCAAAGGCGCCCGAAAGAUUACGAGUUUGAGCUGUUAUCCAUUAAAGUACCACAAGAAUGAGGCAAAGGUUCGAGCCGAAUUGAUCGAACGUGGUAAGAAAUUCGUCGCAUUACAAGGUGUCAACUAUAGAAGCCACGAAGGUCUUGCAUUCUACAAGAAGAAGAAGCAGGUCGUCAAGGUGAACAUCAAUGGUAGAAUUAUGGUCGACCCAGCAAUCCACCGUCGCAUCUUACCAAAUUAUAACGUCAGCACUGUCAAACCAAAGGAUCCUGAUCUAUUGGAGUCGGAUUCGGAGUACGAUUCGGAUGGUUGCGGAUGUGGAGAUGACUCUGACUCCGACGGCCACGCAGGCCACUUUGAGCAGCGCGAAGAUGGUGGCGAUGAUGAACCCAGAACGAAGAUGAAGGUGGUUCUCGAUGAAAAGGACAAGCCACGAAUUAUCGAAGUUCCAGUGGAUGCAGAUGGUCAAGAGAUUGUGGUUGAGAAGCUAGAGGAAGUUCCAAGCAAAGCUGCCAAGGACAAAGAGGGAGAAACCACCGCAGUUGAAGAGGACAAGAAGACACUUCCAGUCUUUAAAGACGAAGAGUAUCUGAUAGCCUCUCCAGUCGUUCUUGGUUUCGCCUUCGCAGAAAAGCUUUGGCUUGAGUUUACUGUGUCUGGUGUCAAGGAUAUUGUUUGGAACGAGGGUGCCUACGAGUCUUUGGUAUUGGAGGACAACACUAAAGAUAUCGUUAAGGCUCUAGUUGAGUCACACAAGUAUCACCCAGCCGAAAGCAUCGACGACGUCAUUCAAGGAAAGGGUAAGGGCUUAGUGGCGGUUCUCCAUGGUCCUCCUGGAACUGGGAAGACGCUUACUGCUGAGGGCAUUUCUGAGCUUCUCAAAUGUCCGCUGUAUAUGGUCUCAGCAGGUGAACUUGGUACUGAUCCUAGAACACUUGAGGGAGAACUGCAGAAGAUCCUCGACAUUGCACAUGCCUGGGGAGCAGUUCUUCUUCUUGAUGAAGCUGAUGUCUUCCUUGAGAAGCGAACCAUCCAAGACAUUCAUCGAAACGCCCUGGUAUCGAUCUUCCUUCGUCUUCUGGAGUACUUCCAAGGUAUCUUGUUCCUGACAACCAACCGUGUUGAGACAUUCGAUGACGCCUUCCAAUCCCGUAUCCACAUUGCACUGAGAUAUGGCGAGUUGAGUUCGAAGGCCAAGAAGAGCGUCUUCAAGAUGUUCAUUGAGCGUGUCCGAGUGUUGGAGGGUGUUGAGACCAUGCCUUUCACUGAGGAAGAUUACACCAAUCUCAGCAAGCAUAAUUUGAACGGUCGACAGAUCAAAAACACAAUCCGCACCGCUCAAGCUCUCGCAGUCAACAAGGGCGAACCACUAAGCAUGACCCACAUCAAGCGCGUCCUCGAUGUCUCGAACGCAUUUGACCGCGACCUCAAGGGCGGCACCGGGUACGAAGAUGCCAUGCGCGGCUACUUCUAA